This is a messenger RNA of Penicillium malachiteum, 999 nucleotides long. RefSeq lists its product as uncharacterized. The transcript has a single exon. The coding region runs from base 1 to 999 and encodes 332 amino acids. Lineage: Eukaryota; Fungi; Ascomycota; Eurotiomycetes; Eurotiales; Aspergillaceae. The record is from RefSeq and is a predicted model, not a curated record.
AUGGACGACGAAGCACGUGCAAUUGAACUAGAGCAUUGUGGCUCGAAGCGCGGGUUGCGCAAAUGUAACGAAUGUCGGUUUAAGCGAGGUGAGCUCAAGCCACGCGAGAUGGGGACUGGUAAAAAAGGCGGCACAACGAAAGUGCCCAUUCUCGCUAGCCGUCGGUUCUCCGCCGCUUUUGCCUUGCACCGCUACUUUCCGGGCUUUUCGGCAAGCCUGGGCUUGAAGCGGUCACCACCCGAUAUGCCUAUUAUUGGGGUUUACCGUGAGAAUCUUCAUGAACGCAGUUGGACUAUGUACAUUAUUCGAUGCCCCGAAUGUGGUCAAUGGCAGGAAUUACGAAAUUUCCGAUUCGGUCAUUAUUAUAAACAUUGGCAACCAGCCAACGGUCAUAACCGUGACUUCGAUCCCCCUGAGACGGUACCUGGAGAACAAGCCAUAAUAACAUAUGAGUUUAUUAAUUCCUUAUGUUGCAAUCGAUGUUUUCUUAAUGAAAAUGGUCGUGAUGCUCUACGCCAGGAACUUCUACGGUGGUUUGGGAGCGUCUAUCUAAGCUAUCGAGUCUGUGUACAGGAUGACUUAGGCUUGGGCUGGAACUGGGCAGAGAAGCAAGUUAGUGAGUGUCGUGCUGAAUAUCAGCAGGAAUUGAUGCAAAUCUUUGAAUCACCGUCCACAAUAUUUCAACAGAUUAAGAAUCGUGCACGCGAACACAAUGAAGGCUAUUUGAGUCUUACGGAAAUCGCAGUCCUUCGGCAACACUUUGACCAGUUGAGCGAAUUCUAUGAAAGCACGGAGGGGAUGGCGCCUCCUGACUGGUCCAAAGGCCGUGAAUUGUUCAAGAACCCCGACUGGAUGAAUCACUGGCUUCGUGAUUAUGACGUUAAAGAAAGUCAUUGGUAUUGGCUCCAUGCCGUGCAGACGAAGUUGGAGGAGAAGCCCGAGGCUCUAAUUGAGUGGGCCAUGGCCGACUCGGCUAGAGUCGUACCAAUGAGACUCUAG